This is a messenger RNA of Leptopilina heterotoma, 2228 nucleotides long. RefSeq names its product glucose dehydrogenase [FAD, quinone]-like. Gene Ontology annotation, molecular function: oxidoreductase activity, acting on CH-OH group of donors; flavin adenine dinucleotide binding. Lineage: Eukaryota; Metazoa; Arthropoda; Insecta; Hymenoptera; Figitidae. The transcript is spliced from 7 exons. The coding region runs from base 1 to 1821 and encodes 606 amino acids. The record is from RefSeq and is a predicted model, not a curated record.
AUGCAGAUGAAUUGUUUAAGUUGCCCCACGCCAAUUACAAGUGGGGUGACAUUGGCAUCGACAUGUGGCGGUGCAUCCUUUUUAAUAUUCAUGGGAAUAUUGGAGACUAUUAUUCGAAAACAGUGUGACCUUGAGGAUCCAUGUCAUCGUAUUAGGCCACGUGAAAAGGCUAAUUUGAGUUAUGAUUUUAUUGUCAUUGGAUCUGGAAGUGCAGGUGCUGUUGUUGCUUCUCGUUUGUCAGAGGAAAAAAAAUUUUCUGUUUUACUACUCGAGGCGGGAUUAGAUGAACCAGCUUGGACGCAGUUGCCUCCAUUUUAUAUGAACACCCUUCGUACGAAAUUAGACUGGCAGUAUAAAUUUGUCAACGACGAAGUUGAAUGUACAGAUGAAAAUGAUUCCCGAUGCUACUGGGGCAGGGGAAAGGUUCUUGGCGGUAGUAGUUCAAUUAAUGGAAUGACGUACGUUAGGGGUUCUCGUAAAGAUUUCGACGAUUGGGAGAAAAUGGGAAAUAAGGGUUGGUCCUUUAAGGAUGUACUUCCCUUUUUCAAGAAGAGUGAGAACAAUUUGCAGAUGGAUAAACUAGAUCCCGACUAUCAUAGCGAAGGAGGACCCCUACCAGUAACACAAUUCAAUUACCAUCCGCCAAUGAGUUACGAUAUUUUAUCGGCUGCUAAGGAAUUUGAUUAUGACAACGUCGACGUGAAUGGUAAAACCCACACCGGAUUUGCAAUCGUCCAAAGUACAUACAGUAAAGGAAGUCGUCAAUCUACUGCUCGGGCAUUCCUAAGACCGGCUAGAAAUCGUCAGAAUUUACACAUUAUGCUAAAUGCAACUGCCACUAGAAUUAUUUUCAACAAUAACAAAAGUGCCAUAGCUGUUGAAUUCUACAAGAAUGGACAAUUCACCAAAGUUGGAAUUAACAAUGAAGUCAUCAUUAGUGGAGGUAUAGUAAAUUCUCCCCAAUUGCUACUGAACAGUGGAAUCGGACCCAGGGAAGAAUUAGAAUCAAUUGGAAUUCCAGUAAUUCAUCAUCUUCCUGGAGUUGGGAAAAAUUUACACGAUCAGGUUCUCUAUCCUUUAGCAUUUUCCACUAAUGAAACGAUAAUUAACGAUCUAAAUUGGGCAUCAGCUAUGGAAUAUUUUCUCUAUAGAAAAGGUCCCCUAAGUGGUCUAGGAAUAAUGGCCAUGACGGGUUUGAUAAAUACAAAGUUUGCCAAACCUGAGGAUGAUAAUCCGGAUAUACAAUUAUUUUUCGGUGGUUUUAUGUCGACUUGCUCACAGAAUGGAAGUAUUGUUAAUAAUUCAACGUCGAGGAAACAAAUGAAAAUCCUACCCACUGUCAUUCGUCCAAAGAGUAAGGGUUAUUUGAAACUAAAGAAUAGUGAUCCUCUUUCGAAACCGUUAAUCCAUCCGAAAUAUUUGUCUCAUCCUGAUGAUGUUGCUGUCAUGGUCGAGGGAAUUAAGUUCAUUCUUCGAUUCGUCAAAGCUGAGAGUUUAAAAAAGUAUGAUAUCCAAUUGGAGAGGACAGAAAUUAAAAAAUGCGAACAUUUGGAAUUUGCCAGUGAUCCCUAUUGGGAGUGUGCAGUAAAGCAGGACAAAAAUCCAGCUUAUCAUCAAGCUGGUUCGUGUAAAAUGGGUCCAGACUCUGAUGAAAUGGCGGUUGUCGAUAAUGUACUCAGGGUGAGGGGUCUCAAAGGUAUUAGAGUUGCUGAUGCUAGCAUUAUGCCAGAAGUGACUUCCGGUAAUACGAAUGCUCCAGCAAUUAUGAUUGGUGAAAGAGCUGCGGAUUUCAUUAAGACUAAAUAUCAUCGGAAUCAUUGACGCUUAGUCACUUACCAUAUAGAAUUAAAAUUAAAUCUCCAUGGGUACCAAAAAAUGUAAGGUCCCUAACACGUUCUAAGAAUAUCCCAAGACCUAAAGACUUUCUAGAAACAUUUCUAAAAUGUUUGUGUAACAGGAAAUUAUUGUGGUCUGAAUGUUACAAAAUUUAUCCAUGUCGACUAUUAAUUAGAAGAUCGAGGUGCAUGUGAAUUAUUUUGAACCCGGUCGCGUGAGGUGUGGAAUCUUUGUUUUAAUUAUUUUAAUUUCAAUAUAAAAAGAUUCUGUUUCAUGUUUCUAGAAAGAAUUUAGGGCAACCCAGACAUUUCUAUAUCUAGGUCAGAAGAUACUACGGACCAUUUACUCUAAACAAACCCCAUUCCUUUAGGAAAUGAAAAAAGUGACUACCU